Chondrus crispus (carragheen) is the source of this 879-nucleotide messenger RNA. RefSeq names its product Serine/threonine protein kinase. Gene Ontology annotation, molecular function: protein kinase activity; ATP binding. NCBI's taxonomy places the organism in Eukaryota, Rhodophyta, Florideophyceae, Gigartinales, Gigartinaceae. The record is from RefSeq and is a predicted model, not a curated record. The coding region runs from base 1 to 879 and encodes 292 amino acids. The transcript has 3 exons. Gene Ontology annotation, biological process: protein phosphorylation.
AUGAGAUUACCGAAGGUAGUGGGAAACUACGAGAUUCAAGACUUGCUUGGACAAGGGAAUUACGGAGAAGUUAGACGUGCCAGACACCUGCGCACGGAGAAGUGCUACGCUGUCAAAAUUGUUCGUCGCGAGUUCAUCGCCUCACGACACUUCGGCAUGGACAUUCGCAGAGAAAUGUCUAUUCUGAUGGCAAUGGACCAUCCAAAUAUCAUCAGGUUUCACGAUGUUUGCGUCGGAGAAGAGCAUAUCUUCAUCAUAAUGGAUCUUGCUGCUAAUGGUGACUUAUUUAGCUUCGUCGCUAACUGCGGACCCCUCCCGGAGUGGAGGGCACGAUCCUAUUUCAGUCAGCUUGCAGAUGCGGUUACGUACUGCCAUUCCCGAGGAGUCUACCACCGCGACUUAAAGCCAGAAAACAUUUUGCUUACUGACGAAUACCGAACACUGGAAGUUGCGGACUUCGGAUUUGCUGCCGUCAUUGACAAGCAUUAUGAUGUUCAUCCUCUACUGCGAACCAACUGCGGAAGUCCUCACUACUGUGCACCUGAAGUUUGGAAUAAUGAGAGGAAGGGGGGAUACGACGGCAGUAAGGCGGACGCUUUCUCGUGUGGGGUGAUUCUCUAUUGCAUGUUGGUUGGGGCCCAGCCAUUUCAUGAUUCUUCUGUGGAUCUCAUCUUAGCGAAAGUCAACAGAUGUGAAUUCGAUGUACCUGCCACAGUUUCUGCUGCGGCAUGUGACCUUGUUGAGGGCCUCUUGAGAAGGGACCCUAACUGUCGAAUUAAUCUCACGCAGGCUAUGCUACAUCCCUGGACGAGCGGCAAGGCUCUCGCUAAACCAGAACUUCUCAAGACACUACAUGAGGCAAGAGCACACACUGCAUGA